AUGGUGCCUAUGGGCAGCAUCAGAAAUACGCCAUCAAACACUGCAACUCGCGAAAAUAUCAGACAAGAGCCUCCUCGACGACCAGAGAAGAAGCAACAGCAAGUUGUCGAAGUUGACAAUGAUUACUUCACCCUGAACCCAUGGUAUAAUGAGCAGAAACAGAAGCCAGUCUUUGGUUUGGGUGCUCCUCUUCCACGCACAGUCCGCCCUGGCAUGUGGUGGGGACGAGGUGAUUUGCGUAAAUCCUUGUACAAAAUCGACCAAGGCGAUGGAGUCUCACGGCAGGACGGCCUUCAUUUUGACGAUGGAAAAGUCUUGGAAGAAGGUUCAGAGGAUUCCCAGGAAACUUUGAACGCCGGAAGCGACACCAACAGACAAGGAAACCCAGACAGAUUCCAGACUGUAGUCAAUGGCCGCAGGGUCAAUGUGAAACGCGUGCCGACAAGUGAAGCCAACCAAGUACUUGGCUUGGAUCACAAUCAAGACUCCCACAGCCACGAGCAUCACGGUGGCCAAACGCGUGCUCCAGUCAAUGAACAUGGAUUGGGAUAUGCCGAUGGAAGUGGACAGCAACAACACUUUGGUCUCCAAGACGGUCUUCCGCCGCUCCAGGAACGAGCCACGAACGAAACUAGUCAAACCAAGGAAGAAGAAAAGGAAAUCCAGAAACGAGAAGAGGAAGAAGAGCGAGAUUUUUACAACCAAUAUCGGAACCCCAUUGCUAGAUUCCGAGCAAAGUACCCGCAAGCUCCGGCAGAGUUUCUUGCAACUUUUAUCUACCUCUUGAUUGGGCUAUGCGUAAACCUGUCUGUUGCUACAUCUCAACAAAGUACCGGCAGCUUCGAGACGCAAGCUUGGGGAUGGGGAUUCGCGGUUAUGAUAGGCAUCUAUCUGGGUGGAGGGGUCAGUGGAUCUCACCUCAGUCCGACAGUAUCUAUAUCACUAUCGGUGUUUCGUGGUUUCCCUUGGAAGAUGGCCAUUAUCUACAUAUGCAUGCAACUAUUAGCUGGUCUUGCUGCAGGAGCUGUCGCAUACGCAGUCUACCAUGACGCCAUCCAUGAAGUAGAUCCCGGUCUGACUCUCGACAUGACGGGCAAGGCACUUUUUCCCCAAGGACCUAUCUACUCUACUGCAACUGGCUUCUUCAAUGAUUUCGUCUACAUGGCCAUUUUUGUAUGUGUCGUUUUCGCCCUGGGAGACGACCAAAACUCUCCCCCAGGCCAGGGAAUGACUGCCUUCAUCGUUGGUCUCACCGGAAUGGUAACCAUGAUUGGUCUCGGAUACAACACUGGCUUGGGCAUUUCACCGGCGCGUGACCUUGGGCCUCGUCUCGUGGCAUACUGGGUCGGAUACAAGGAUGCUUUUUCUUCAGGAUACUGGGCAUAUGGCUCUUGGGGUGCAUCUGUUAGUGGUGCGCUGUGCGGUGGUUUGUUGUAUGAUACGUGUAUUUUUGUAGGCGGUGAGUCGCCGGUGAAUUAUCGGUGGCCGCAGCCUGGCGAUAUCAAAUGGAGGGCUAGACAGACAAAGGAUCUUGCAAAGGACAAGAUCCAGCAAGUUGCAUAAACCAUGUCAUCAAAAGUUGGCUUUUGUAAUUCCAGG
Bipolaris maydis ATCC 48331 is the source of this 1599-nucleotide messenger RNA. RefSeq names its product aquaporin-like protein. Gene Ontology annotation, cellular component: plasma membrane. Gene Ontology annotation, biological process: water transport; glycerol transmembrane transport. NCBI's taxonomy places the organism in Eukaryota, Fungi, Ascomycota, Dothideomycetes, Pleosporales, Pleosporaceae. The record is from RefSeq and is a predicted model, not a curated record. Gene Ontology annotation, molecular function: glycerol channel activity; water channel activity.